GUGGCUACUGCUGUUGACAACUUGCUUCUCGCGGGCUUUGUUUUGACAUGGCGGCAAGGUUCAAAGUUGUGUCUUUUUGAGAGUUUUUAACGCUUUAAAGGCUUCAUUUGACUCAAUUUCUUCACGCUUGUUACUAUAAGCAUUUAACAACGAAUGGAAAUGAAGCGCCAUUUAUUUCAGGGUAUACUCGUUUAAAGACACACAAACUCGUAUUAAUAUAGCUACUUCAGACCAGUAAGUGUUUCCAGGAAUACUUUCCCUCCAUUUGUAUGCUAUAGACAAACACCUCAACCUGUCACUAUAAAGUCCCGGUUUAGCAAAGACCGCCAAAAUGUCAUCUCCGGCCGCCGGACUUACAUACUCCAAGGUGGACUUUUUGUCCCGCUGGAUGCCUAGCAGCACUAGGGCCGGUGUGAUCCUCAACCCGGGAGCGGACCUGGCGGAGACCCUGCGGUACUCGUCCACCACGGGACAUCCGUCCCUGGAGCCAGAUGAAGGCGACUCCUGCGCCUCAGACUUCGGCCCCCUGCCGGCUUCGGCGGACAGCAGCUGCAUCGGCGUGCAUGACCUGUCCACGGCACCUGGAGGAGACAGGCCUGGGAGUGACAGUCGCAGGAUCUCACAUGGAGAGGCGCACAGUUUGGCUGAGAUGUCCAACGACUCCCAGGACGCUACCAUUUUGAUGAAGCUAGGAGAGCUGAGGAGGUGGCAGCAGCACAUGCAGGAGCAGCUUAAAGCCGACCAGCUGGGCGAGCUCCUUCGCCUCCAGGAGGAGCAGCGGAGGCUCCUGGGAAUGAUGAACACAAAGGAGAGUUUACGAGCGGAACAUGAGGCCUCCAGUCCCAGACAGCACCAGUACAGCCCUCCAGUCAAUUCUCGAGUGAACCCCCGGCAGGAAGAGACGCUCACGCGGCUGCAAAGUGGUGUCGAAGUGCAGGACAAGGAGGAGGGCACCAGGGCUGAUGCUACCAAGAAGCACCUUGAUGGCGCUUCAUCAAGACAAAGUGAGGACACGGCUUUUACUCGCAACAACAGCAGAGAAGACGAUUCAGUGCUUGAAGACAGACCAAUAACUGCAGGAAAGCAGACGUUUGAGCAGUUACUGGAGGAGCAGCUGAGGUUGGAGGAGCAGAGGUUGAAAUCUGGCUGGCAACACCAGAAGCCAAAUGGAGGGGACUCUCCCCCCACUAAAAGGGCCUUUCUGAGGCGAGGCCAGGGUCUGUCUAGAUUUGCCAACAACCGCAAACAGGACACAGUGACUGAUUCCAAAGCACCGACCCAGGCCAGCAACUCUGGGCCCGCAUUUAUCCAGAGAGGUGCCAAAAAAGCAUCCCAGAGGCUUCCUGUCCAGCGUAAAACCGCCACCCUCAACAAGGAAAACAGUUCAAGAGGCGCCACUUCGCCUCUCCGGGAUCUGAGAGUUGAGCGUAAGGCAGCGCAGACAAAGGUGUUAGGCUUCCACCAGCGACAAAACACAAACAGAAGCAGUGAUGCUUUAAUUGCUCCACCGGGCAAGCAAGUGCAGCACAUUCAGCUCGCUGUGACAAAGCAGGUGGCCGCCGACCAGACUCCAACAUCGGAAUUGCCGGACGGGCGAGCGGUAGCCGGAGUUCCGCAGGAUUCCUUUGAGCGGUCCUUCGUGGAGAAGCUGCAGCGCUGGGAGUGUGAGCGUCAGCUGGAGCACAUGGAGCUGGGAGAGUUUGAACUCUUGGAGCAAGCGGCCGAGGAGCUGUCCUUCUCCUCCACCUCCUCCUUCGUCACCAAGGUUCUCCAGAUGGAUGAGCAGAACCGGAAGCUGCUCGGUGUGGCCGGGCUGCAUGAGAGACGCUUGUCGUCCACACCCAUCAAAUCCCUGCCCACCAGGGAGCAGCGCCGCAGUCCUGGCAGUCAUCGAGACUGCGGCCGCGGCGCUGUGAAGGAGAACAAAGUGAGGUUUGACGACGGAGAGGACUCCACAUCGACGGCUGGAGCAGAAAUUAAAGAGCCGGAAGGUACCGUCUCGGUGCCCGUUUCUCCCAGCGGCCUUCCAAGCUGCUUCAUCGUCUCGUCUGAGCCAGCAUACGACAGACGCUCCUAUCAGGAUGAGGACAUCAUCUGUCAGCGGUCAGACGGCGCCAGUGAGGAUGACGGCGAGAGCGACGACGUCAUCAGCAGCAUCGACUCCACGCUGACAGAGGACAAAGACGCACCGCCGGGCCAAGUCGCGUUUGACGACGACGACACGUGGAGCGACCUUGACGACACGGCGGUCAGUGAGGCUGACCCGGUUUCCACGGGAGCGGUCAAUCAGGAGCCAGAAGCUCCUCCUUCCGUUCCUCCUCCCCCUUCCAAACUCAUGGUGACACUGUUCCCGUCACUCGAGCCAAAGACCCAGAAUGCGCCUCUACCUCCGUCCCCCCCGCAGGACAAGAAGACAGACAAGGAGGCGGGCCAGUAUGUCCAUUCCACACAGCUGAAGGAGAGGCUGGAGAUGGAGAUCGAGCGCUUCCAGAAGGAGAACGCGGCGCUGGCCAAGCUUAGACAAGAGAACGAGAAGAACCAGGAGAACCUCAGGAGGGAGCGUGAGGCGUUGGAGCAAGAGAGAGCGGAGCAGCUGGCUCACUUUGAGGACUACCAGAAAGAAGAGACCAGGAAGCUGCAGAGGGAACGCAAACUAUUUGAGAAACACGCCGCGGCCGCGCGAGCCAUGCCCGACAAGAAAGAACGGGCGGAGAUACGGGCGCUGAAGGAGCAGCUGAGCUCCCUGCAGGAGGAGCUGAGGAAGAAGGAGAGCCGCUGGUCGUCCACGCACACUCGCCUUCGCCAGCAGAUAGACUCUCUGAGUCAGGAGAACCUCGCCCUGAGGGACCAGGUGCGCACGUCGGAGAUGCUUCGUCUCAGUGCCUUGAAAAAGAACUCUCCAGAAGCAGAGAGGGACACUAAAGAUGUGCCUUCUGUUACCAAAGGAGUCAAAUUUGCUAGUCCUCUGGAUUCCAGAGGGAGCGUCAGUCCUCCACGCUGCAGUACUACAGCGGCCGCUAGAGGGAGCUCCAAGGACAGCAGGCAUCUGACACACGCACCCAAAGCAAUGAAGAGCAGUCUAAGAAAGUCUGCCGAGUCAGGCCCAUCAUCAUCAUCAUCAUCAUCAUCAUCAUCAUCAUCAUCAUCAUCAUCAUCAUCAUCAUCGUCGCAGACACCUGCCAAAACGAAUGUGUCCAACAACCAGACUAUUGUAGAACAUUCACGUAGCUGCUCUCCGCCAGGAGAUGUGACGCCAUGUGAACCAACCGAGGAAGACGACGCUCACGAGGUCAUCACGUAUCCUGAUGGCAAGGUGGAGAAGGUCCUGGCCAGCGGUGAUCGUGUCGUCAUCUUCCCCAACGGGACCAGGAAGGAGCUGUCAUCGGACGGCGUCGCGGUCAAAGUCACUUUUUUCAACGGCGACACCAAGGAGGUCACGGCCGACCACAGAGUGAUCUACUACUACGCAGACGCCCAGACGAUGCACGUCACCUACCCAGACGGCGUGGAGGUGCUGCACUUCCCCAACAACCAGACAGAGAAGCACUUCCCAGACGGCCGCAAGGAGAUCACCUUCGCGGACCAGACGCUGAAGAACAUCUUCCCCGACGGCAGGGAGGAGAGCGUGCUGACGGACGGCACCGUCGUGCACGUGAAACCAGAUGGCACCAAGGAGAUCCAUUUCAACACGGGCCAGAGGGAGGUCCACACGGGCGACUACAAGAGGAGAGAAUAUCCGGACGGCACCGUGAAGACCGUCUACGCCGACGGACGACAGGAGACGCGCUACCCCACGGGACGACUGCGCAUUAAAGACAAAGACGGGAACGUGGUCGCUGACAGACUGUAGCGAGGAAGCACUGUGACUUUUCAGCUUUUUGCUCUAUUUUUGGGGGGUUUAUUUUAUUUCUACAAUGAUAAAUCAGUCACCAACGGCCCCCGGUCUCAGGCACUUUUCAGUACCUUUUUCUACAGUAUUUAUUCAGCUAGGUUCAUACCAACCAGUGUUAGAAGCACUGAUAAAGGACGCAUUUUUCCUUUUUUCCUACUGUGUCAUAAAAUAAAACUAUUUCCAUAAAAUACUAUUUGUUUUCUCAUAUUACCACUUUGUCAUAAAUUAUUCCCAUAAUAUGUGUUUUUAUAUAUCAUAUGUAGUGCUAUUACAACUUUAUUGGCAUAAAUCAGGGAUUUUUCUUUCUCAUUACAACUUUAUUCUCUUAAAAUAAGGACAUUUUUCUCGCAAUACUACAACGGUCAUGUCAUUUUUCCUUGAAAUAUUACAACUCAUAAAAUAAGUAAUUUGCCGUCAUAUCACAACUAUCAUAAAUGAAUUUUCUUUUUCUCGUAUUACUAGAGUCUUGUGAAAUGGCAUUUUUCUCGCAGUCAUGAUUUUUUCCCCCCUCAUCUUAGCCCAAAGUCAGCUGGGAUAGGCUCCAGCAAUGGAUAUCCUAAUAACUUUAAUGUCAUUGCAACUUCAUUGUCUUCUGUUUUUCUCCAAAUAUUACAAGUUUAUUCUCAUCAAAUUAGGAAUUUGUUACAAUGUAAAAACUUCAAUCUUUGUAGUUGUAUGACUUAGAUUCUCUGGAGUGGCUUAAUAGUUGUUGGUAUCAUGUGGGGCAUCUGGUCUUCUUCAUAUUUUGUGUCAAACGCACUGACCUCCUUGCUGCAGCCUUUGCUCAAGCCAUCCAAGUCACAACCAAACUGACCCGAGUGGCGCAGCCUUUAAAAUAUCAGGAAAAAACGGACCACUAGUGUACAGUAUUAAAAAAAAAUAUUUGAAGUUUGUGCCAAUGAAGUCUGGUCAACUAGUGAAUGAAAUGUUUUGGUAUUUUUCAUGGUCCGUGACUGUUCUAUUUUGUAAAAAUGUUGAAGCUAUUUAUUUUCUAAGCUGAGUAUUUGUC
This is a messenger RNA of Dunckerocampus dactyliophorus (ringed pipefish), 4901 nucleotides long. It is a transcript of the gene cpap, whose product is annotated as centromere protein J. Gene Ontology annotation, cellular component: centriole; nucleus; centrosome. The record is from RefSeq and is a predicted model, not a curated record. Gene Ontology annotation, biological process: centriole elongation; cilium assembly. Gene Ontology annotation, molecular function: tubulin binding. NCBI's taxonomy places the organism in Eukaryota, Metazoa, Chordata, Actinopteri, Syngnathiformes, Syngnathidae. The coding region runs from base 332 to 3850 and encodes 1172 amino acids. The transcript has 18 exons.